Molecule: messenger RNA, 921 nt
Organism: Colletotrichum truncatum
Lineage: Eukaryota; Fungi; Ascomycota; Sordariomycetes; Glomerellales; Glomerellaceae
Product: DNA polymerase ii large subunit-like protein
Source: RefSeq, a predicted model, not a curated record
AUGGACUCUGACGAGUCAGACUUUUAUGGGGAUGAAGAAAUGAUUGCUGGACUAGAGUCUCGGGUGACCUCAUUCAACGUCGCCCAAUGGAUGAAGGAGAUGCAAGCGGCCCAGCUUGACCGAAUAGUUAAAAGUGAGCCAUAUGACAGCCGAACGUUGCACAACCCGUACGCAGGCAUUCCCUUCGCGUGGCAGUUGACCGAGACGGUCGAGGAUUUUCUCGCUCGGUUGCCUCCUGAGACGACAGAAGGCAGUAAUGAGCUUCCCUGGAUCUUCAUUUGUAACCCAUAUAUUCGACGGAAGGGAAAGCUUUUUGCUCAGAACCAGCUUAGCAGGGGCAACGAAGACGAAGCUCCUGAAGAGGAAGGCUCUCAGCUCACCACCUUGAUUGACGGAGGCACGGAGAGGCUAGAGAUAUUGAGUAAAUUCAUGAAUGGAAUUCAGAAGACAUCUAAGUCCAUGGCAUUGCGGUCUAGGGAAAUUGACCUAGAGAAGAGAAGGGCAGUUCAGGAUGUCUUGGCUCUUGCACACGCCUGCAGAGUCAGGGCUGGCAAGUGGAUGUUGUUUUGUCAGCCUUGUGACGUCAACGAGGUUUGGGGGACCAUCGCAAGAGCUACGGCCAACAAUGAGCUUGGCAUCGCAGCAAAAGUUGCUCCGCGACAAGAUGCGACAGGCCGCAAGGAUCGUGUUAUUGCAAUCUACACGGCCGACUUCAGUGACAUAGCAGACGUCUCAAGAGUAUUGCGUCGUCUUCGAGAGCUGAAAGUAGUUGAGGCAAUGGGGCGCCCCAUCUACUACAAACCAGAUGCCUUCACAUAUAUUGGUAUUGCUUAUGGAAAUACUUGGGACAUUAAAGCAUCGAUCUACAGUUCUCUGGACGUUACUUCCAAAACACCAGCAUCUCGGGGUCAAGAAUGGUAG